GAUAAAACCCCCACGGUUACGCACAGUUUCCGAUCGCGUUGCUUUCGUAAGAGGAAAAUAGCGUUGGAGUGCACCCACACGCACGCACCCUCAGACCCCUUCUUUGUGUGACCUAGCGGGGACGCAGGAAGUUUGGCGGAGCGGAACAUCAUUCAUUCGUUCCUCCAAUUGCCCUUUAUUCACAGCGCUUUCUUCGACUGUUGUGCAUUCUUGUUUCUUUGUUUCUGCUUGGUGUGACUCAUUAUAUAUGUAGGUAACUGCUUUGAAGUACGUUCGCUGUUCUUGUCUCUUUUUCUGCGUUUCCUUUAAAAAGAAAAACAAUUUGUACUGAAGCACAUUCCCGUGCGUCAUCUAGCAGCGUGGUGCUUGGCAACGAAUUGAGAAGAGGAGGAGGAGGUUCUCGAAUACCACCACCUCGCCACCGCCGUCUCUCAGAGCGCUGCUGCUGUUGCCUUUUGUUUUUGGAGGUGUCUUAUUUUUUUUUUUGAACAUUUCGGAGCUGCGGUCUCUCGGAGAUGGAGACUGCAUCGUCCGCCGCGGUCCACGGAGUCGAGGAUGUGCGAGCGGGCGACCGUGACGGCGAGGCACCGCUGCCGUCCUCCCCUCCCCUCUCCUCCUUCAACCUAUCGCACCACGCGUCUCAGACAUCAUCGCCCUCGCAUCUGGGGAGGCACAUGGAGUGCUGGAUCUGCUUCGACUCCAACAACACACCCGCCGACCCCAUUGUCACCCACCGCUGUCGCUGCCGGGGCUCUGUCGGCUUUGUGCAUCAGAGGUGCAUUGAUAAGUGGGUCAUCCAGAAGCACAACAACACCUGUCGCAGCUGCGGGGCUGUCUACCGCUUAGGACACAGCGACUACCCUCCUGGCGCGCAGCUGCCCCUCGAUUUCAAGGGGCGAACCGUGUUUCUAUUGAAAUUUCUCGUGCAGCCGCUCCUCAAGGAGAUCGUGGAGGCACUAGUGUGCGCCUUACUCCGCUUCCUGUGUGUCCCCAUGUUCUUAGGGGCCAUCUACAACUACCACCGCCUUACUGUGCUGCUGUGGAUCGUGACUGGGAGCGCCACGACGCCGGAAACGCACGCCUCAAGUGCUUCAGCGAGUCCUCUUGUGGCGUGGCUCUUCAACACAGACUCCGCCGACGUGAAGGUGAGCUACACCGUCUGUCUCGCUGCGUGGGCCGAAACGCUUCUCGUUGGCCUUGUUGUGUGCACCGCCACCACUGUCGUGUCUGUGACAUCCCGUCAAUGGCACAAGUAUUUUAAAAACGCACGUCGGAAGCACGAACGGGACGGGGCGGCGGCGAUGCCGCAGGAGGCUGAGGCACCGGUCGCGAUGGCAGCAGUCGACGGGCUUCGCCACGACACGGACAACAACCGGCAAGCGACAGCGGCGACGGUGGAUGGCGCAGCGGAUAGGUUGGAUGGUGCUGGGCCGGAAGCGGCACCCGCCGACGCAAGAGAAGAUGACGGCACCUCGUCUGGCGAAGAUGACGACUCCACCACCGACGGCAGUAGUAGCGGCGACAGCGACAGCGAUGACGACCACCCCGCCCCACGUCUGUCCUUUGUGGACGAGAUGUUCGACUUGGUGGACUGGGUCAAGUCCGGCGCCGGCGGUGGUGGGUUGCGGCGGCUUCUUCCCUCCUUGGCAGUGCAGCUGCGGUACGGCGUCGUCCUCACACUUCUUCUGCGCUGCCCGCUGGGCCGCGUCGUGAUCGCGGUGGCGUGUAUUGUGCUGGUCGUCGGAUGGCGCUACCGCUAUUCUCGCCACAUCCUAAGAAAGCCGAAGCUGCGCUUCCACGAGGUUGCGGAACGCGUGCCGCUCCUCUCGCGAGACGAGGUGCAAACUCUCUUUUACGUCUAUUUAGUCGACGCCUUCUUUUUCUAUUGUAUUCUGCCGGAACUGGGUGGGAUCACUUUGCACUACGCGUUGUCGCCUUACCUCGACAUCGGUAUGAAUGGCGGGCUUCUGAACUUCUUCUAUGGGCUGACGGUGUGGAAACUCGCCGUGUACUGGGGCAUUGGGGCGCUGCUGGUCAUGGGGCUCACAGCGGUGGAGCUGACAGUGGUGAGCGCGCUCUUCGCGAACGGUGUUGAGCUGUUCUUCGUGCGCAGCUUCGACGCGCGCUGGGAUACGGCGCUUGGCUACUGGCGCUGCGUCAUUACCCAAGUCUUCGACACGGACCCACCGCGUAUUGUGUACGGCUUUGUGCGGGUGGCGGUGGUGGAGUUGCUAGUGCUGCUCAUCUUUAUGCGCAUUCCGUUCUGGGGCAUGAGUGGCGUGCGGAAUCUUGUGUGGGGUGACGGCGUGAUGCUGGCGGCGUCACCUUUUCCUUCCUCCGACGUAUUCUUUCCCCCGCCGCCCACCAAGAUGGCCUUUGAUUUUGCGAUAAGUGACGGGUACGACAUGGAUGACGACCUCACCUUUGCGGAGUGGCGUCGCCUCGAGGCGCUGCAGCUGUUCGAUGAGAAGGUAUUCAUGCCGUUGGAGGCAGCGUAUAUAGAGAUGGGCGAGUUCGUGCCGGACUACGCCGCAGGCAUCCCCGAGAAGUUCCUCCUGCGAAGAGACCCUCGGGCGAAUGCCUCGGUCACGGUCCACACGCCGGAGAAGGUGUGGGCGCAGGUGUGGGGGAGCCUGCCCGACACCGCCGUCUUUACCUUCGACCUUCUCGACCCGAGCUCCGCAGCGCGUGUCGCUGAGUUUUCAGAGGGCUUUCGCGACACCCUCGCCCGAGUGCGCGCGCCACUUGAAUGGCUGCGGCUGGCGACGCGACGCGCCAGCGUGUGCGACACCCUCACCGCCCUAUCGGCCCCGGUGGACUUCUACAAGAACGACACGCACUCCGCGUCUGCUGUGGACAUCGAGGGCCUCUUGAAGCCGCCCCUCAUGUUUCCCCGGCACCCACAGCUUUCCUUAGCAAAAUUUUGGAAUUUUCACAUCUUUGGCUGGGAGGCAAGGCAUUUAAAGGUACCCCAUCGCUCAAGCCACGUUUCCAACGAUAUAAUUAAAAGGAUAGAGCACAGUGUGUACAAGGAUGAGCGGCAGCGGCCGUCGUUGCGGAUGCACACGGAGAACAUCGUCAACUGCUACGUCGCGUUCAUGCAAGUGACGCAGCCGUUUAUGCGCGUGGGCCGCUGGCACACCAAGGUGAUGGACUGGGGGGCGAUGCUGCUGGUGCGCAACAUCUUCUUUGACUACGGCGCUCUUCUCCUCUUGUACGUUUUGGCUUUCUUCACCGCUGUCUCGUGCUUUGUCUUCUUCCCGCUGCAGCGAGCACAGCUGCGGCUGCUGUUGCCUUUUGUGCGGUGGGUCGGUCGCCAUGUGGUGCACAUGGAGGACUACCUCUUCGACCAGGACCAAAUUCGCGCCGUGGAGGACUUCAUGCGAGCGGAGUUCGACGACGAGUUGGUGCUGCCGCCGAUGGUGGAGCCGAUGGGCUUCAACCGACGGGAGGAUUACCUCGAUGAGAGCCGCAUUCCCUCGUACGUGGUCCUCCGUCGGGUGGUGGUCUCAGUGCUCUUCUUCAUGGCUGCUUCGCUGAUGGUGUGGACGGUGCCGGUGCUGUGUGGUUCGCUUUUGCUAUCCUUCACCUCCAACGCCUUGCCCGUGCUGCUGGGCGCGACGCUUAUGAGCUUUUUUAUUUGGAGCCCUUCGCUGCUUGCCCGGUCCGCGGUGGUCGGCGCUGCCUUCUCCUUGACAAUUGUUGUUGCAGUGCCGCUGCUUUUCAUGAUGUACGUUGCCCCGACGCUGCAGACCUUAUGGAGGUUCCCGCCGUCUGUGGUGACGGAGACCUUUCAGCGUCACUACAACAUCCGUCAGAUGGUGGACCGCUAUAGCGAAAGCGAUGGCGGGUGGCGCAACAAAGACGGCGGCAGCAGGCGUAGCAGUCGGGAAGAGGACGGCGACAACGAGCGGGAGGUGGAGGCGGAGAACGACGAGUGGGAGAGCGUGAGUUCGAGUGAAGCGGCGUCGGAGGCCGAGAUGGAAGGACAAGGGCAGACGCAGAACGAGGAGGAGGAGGAGGAGGAGAAGCCGGAGAGGGCAGAGGAGGCAGAUGAAAACGGUAGGGCUGCCGCAGCUCCUCCGCAUUGA
Molecule: messenger RNA, 4091 nt
Organism: Leptomonas pyrrhocoris
Lineage: Eukaryota; Euglenozoa; Kinetoplastea; Trypanosomatida; Trypanosomatidae
Product: putative Zn-finger domain protein
Exons: 1
Coding region: 516-4091 (1191 amino acids)
Molecular function (GO): zinc ion binding
Source: RefSeq, a predicted model, not a curated record